Molecule: messenger RNA, 14217 nt
Organism: Caenorhabditis auriculariae
Lineage: Eukaryota; Metazoa; Nematoda; Chromadorea; Rhabditida; Rhabditidae
Source: the annotation of a GenBank genome assembly
AUGGAUUUUCUGAGCAGCCGGAGCAGUUUCCGCGCCAGCGCCUUGGGUGACAGCAAAUCGCAGGUUAAAAUUGUUUUUGCUUAGAAAAAUAUUAUAUUUUGUUCUUUUAGAGCAUGUUCAAGGCUCUGCGACGGUUACAUGGCCAAAAUCUCGAGAGUCGGGGUCUCAACGACAUGACCGAGGCUUUUCAAAGCUUCGUCACCCGCGCUCGCUUCUUUUCGAUCGGAAAGUUGAGGUAGGCAUUCUGGAAAUUUCAUCUUUAGACUCACAAAAUUGAAAUAAUCAAGACAAACUAGAAAAGGAAUGUUUUUCAGAAGAACUUGGUCUCAUUCGGCCGCUGAGUUUAUCAAAUAUCGCCGACUUUUACCGAUGCUUCUGGCUGAUGGAGCAGUUUUCGAUGGACAUGAAACAGACGGUUUGAUGAUCUUUAUAGUAGAAAAAAAGAUUUUGUUAACCUGAACUUUUUUUUUCAAUUCGUCAACUUAGCCUGAGAAAAAAAAAAUAAUUCGUUGCUCAGGCACAAUAAAUUUCCAAUUUAUUCAGAUUUCGAUGCAAGUCUGGCCUUCCAAGCGGCGUCGAGAGAUGACAAAAAAAUUGUCGUGACGAAUAUUUCGCCUCGAGUCACUCCGUCUCAACUACAAUCCUUCUUUUCGCAGUAUGGAAAGGUUGGUUUUCCAAAAAUAAAGGUUUAAUCUGUACCAAAAAUAAUGGAAUUUAAAAACAAGGUUUCUGGUCAGAUCCGAAGAAAGGUCAUAAAUUGAGCAAUUAAGAAUCUUUCUUUCAAGUUGAUUUCAAGCUUCCUGGAAAAAAAGUUGGAAAAAAAGCUUGGAUUUUUUAAUCGUUGUUAUAGAUCAAAUCCAAUCUUAAAUUCUUUUUUAGGCGUCUAGUAAAUAUUGGAACUCUUUUUUCUCGCCUCAUUGUUUUUAUUAUCGAUCCAGGAUUCAAAAUUUAUUUUUAUGGAUUUUUGUCUCUAGAAAGUUAGAAAAUAUUGGGAAAGUCACAGCGAAACAUCAAAUAAAGAAAAAGAAGAAUAUAUACUCAUUUUCAGGUCACCCAUUGCUCCCUACCAAGAGAAGAAAGGAAACACUCAAUGUUUGGCACAAUGCCAAAACAUACGAGGAAUUGCGGCACGGCGACUAUUACUUUCAAGUAAAUAUUCUUUAAAAAUAUGCCCAUCAAAAAUUGAAAAGACUUUCUCGAAGCUUGGUUAGAAAAAGAAAAUUGAAUAAAAAAUCACCAAAACCCAUAAAAAGAAGCCUUUCUGAAGCUACGAACUGGGAAAAUCUCUGUGGUCACUUAAGAGGUUGCUCAAGGAUUUCUUGGAAAGGACACUAAAGUGACCCCUAAAACCACCUCUAAAGAAGUCACUACUUAAACUUUUCGUGCUCUCGUAGUACCCCGUGGACUUUUAAAGGGACCGCUAAAUUUUAGCCGCUUCAGUGACCACUAAUUCCACUACUAAAGUGGUCCUUGAAACGUCAAUACCCUAAAGUGGUCGCUAAAAAGUUCCAUUUCUAAGGAAAGCCUUAGAAAAAAGUUUUUAAGUCACUGGUUGGCUUCACUGAUCUCUAAUACAGAAAUAGAACCAUUUUUCGGAUAAGCUUGAGGUUUUCAGAAAAGCCGAAGGGGCGGAAAAGGCCAAAAAUGCGAACCCCGAAGAAUUGAAGCUCUACGAUCAAAGUAUGGUCGUUUCUGCUGUGAGUUUUGCUGCAUUUUAAAAAAAUAUUAUAAAUUUCCGUAGAUCUUUUUCCGUAUUUCGCCUCAUGAUUUUGAGAAAAACAGAAAAAAAGUGUAAAAAAAGGCUUUUUCUUCAAAUUUUUUUCAUGCUCAACCAUUUUCUUUUUUUACGAAGUUGCUAAUGAACUUUUUGGAUAUUAAGGCCGAAUUUCUUUAAAAUUCUAGAAAAUGUUUUUUUGCAGUACAUUUCGAAAAAGAAGGGCGGCAAGGGCUUCGUUCUCAGCGACGAUAGUAGUAAAGGUAUCUGAUUUUUUUUUUUCAUUUAAUCGUGUUCAAAGUAAUUUUGGUGUUUUCAAAAUUGACGUUUUAUUCAAGGAAAAUAACUACGCGAAAUCGCAAUUUUGGAAGUGCUGGGAAAGAUUGGGUCCUAGAACGAGAGUACGAUUUUUACGCGCUAAAUACAGAAUUUCAGUUAAAAAUAUUCUAAGUCAUCCAAAAAAUUUUGAAUUUUACGUCAUCUGGUUGAUGCACUCAAUUUUGAGAUUAAAACGCCUAAAUAUAUUCAAAAUCUAGAAUUUCGUGCUUGAAAGUAGCUAUAUUGUUGUAUGCAGGAUUUUUCACGGCUCGGAGAAUGCCAAUUUUGCCUUUUUCCCGUAAUCAUUUUGAUGACUUCUUCAUCAGACGAAACGAAACUCGUUCCGAAACGCAAGAAAAUUGCUCCAAAACUAAAAUUUUAGUACUGUUUUGGAGCAAGUUUGGGACGUUUAUGAAAACUCUUUUGCGUCUUGAAGCAUGUUGCGUUUCUCUGAUGGACGUGUUUUCCCUACAUUCACUCCGUAAAUUUUAGGACUUGUGUGUGAGAAAUUGAACAUUUUGAUUGAUUAAGAGCAAGACAUUGAGAAAUUAUCUGAAUUGAAGUUUCUCCAGACGGCGGAAGUUUGUCAAGAGCGUCUUCCACACAGUCUUUGGCUUCGAAUUCGGCCAGUAGCGAGGUAAAAAAAAAUUUUAUUUAUGUCUAUUUGUCGAAAUGGCCCGGUAUAUAGAAAGAUCGUAAAAAAAUUAAUCUAGUUGAGCUCCCGUUAUUGUCGAUUUUUAAGCUUGAAAACAGUAAAUUCGUUGCCUGACUUCAAAUUUGCUUCUAACUUUCAUAAAUCGAGUUUUUCUCAAGUUACUGCCGGGCUCAAAGUAAUUUUCGCGAAAUGCAAAACGAGAUCUGAUUCUCCAAAAUUUAGUGAUCUUUUCCUGUCUCUAACGGGUAUUUUGCAUUUCGCGGAAUCAAAUUGAACACGGCAUAUGAUUUGAUGCGAGCAUUAUAACGAAUUAACAAAAAUAUAAUUAUUGAAACGUUGAAACAUGGAAAUAUGUUAACAAGAACCUUUUUCUUUUUUCGAAUGCCGUACUCAUUUUUUAGCUCCUUUUUUUCGAGUUUUCCACGAGAUAAGCACUUUUUAACUAGGGAACUACUCGAACUCGUAAUCGCGGAUCGAGUUGAAACUUUAGUGGUUUAUAGACCUAAGUGAGAGUACUUGAAAACAAGUGAGAAUAUCUGCUGAACCCAAUAGAGAACUGAGAAAAAAUUAGUAGAAAAUGUGAAAAUUUGGCCUGAAAUUUUUCAGUAUGCUGCUUUUUACAUUAUUUUAUACUUUAAUACAAUCGCCUUGAAUGAUCCGGCUAUGAUAAACUCUAAAAAACUUUCUUCCAGCCAAAAGAAGGAGGAAAGCAAAAAUUUGAUAAUUUUCAAGCCUAAACCGUUCAUUUUCGAAAAGCUUUUUCUCAGAAGUCCAUGGGGUUUAGCAGAUAAUCUUUCUUGUUUCUAAGUACUCUUACCCGGAAUAAGCCACCAAUGUUUCAACUCGAAACGCGUACCCGAGUUCGAGUAGUUCCCUAGUAAGUUAAAUUUUGAAUAGAAUAGGAAGUUUUUCAAAAAAAUUAAGUUUGGCCGAAUAAGAAAAAAAAGCCAAAACCCAUUUUUUUAAAAAGAUCUUUUUGUUUUUGAAAUACACUAUCGGAUUUCCUAACUUCAAUGAAACUUUUUCAAAUUCCAGAUCUUCCCCUGGAAAAAUCUUCCAAAACGCGCCCUGGAACUGAUCGUUUCGUUUCUUCCCGUCGCUGAUACGAUCAGAUUGGAAAGGGUCAAUAAAAAGUACCUCGAAAUCUCGAUAAAGGUUGGUUUUUUCUUUGGAUAACGGCUUUUUUUUCAUUUUGGAUGCUUUUUCAUUUUUUACAUUAUAAAAAGCCGAAACUUGAACAUGAAAACAAGAGGGAAGCUCAGUUUGAAUUUCAAAGCGUUUUGACGUCUUUUUUUUAACUUUUCAAAGCUCUUCGAUUCAUUUUCAGAUUUUUUCACGCCUCAAAAUUUGCUUUUUAAGAAAAGAGGAAACUUUCAAAGCUCUUCGAUUCAUUUGUUCAUCUCAAUUUUCAGUCGUGGACCCAUGUGAACAAACUCGUUCUGGCCCGAGAAUCCGAAGGAAAUCGGGGUUUCAACAAGCAGAGACCGCUGAGAAACAACCAUUUGAAGGUUUUUUUUUUCAAUUUUAUUAAAUAUUUUACUUUUCACGGCUUGAAACAGUCGGCUGCGGCAAGAGUUGUUGGUGGGAAUUACAAUUUUUUUGCUUUUUGAGAUUUUUUGCAAUGUUUUUUGUUGAAGUAUUAGGCUUAGUUUUUCAAUAGUUCACUUCAAAUGAUCAUAGAUCAUGUCAGGAUGCCUAUUUUUGACUGAUUUAACUAUUAUUGAAUACCUUGGACCUUUGACUAUGAGAAAAAAUUCAAAAAAAGAAAAAUCUGAACUAAUUCGGAAGGGUUUUUCUAAGUGGCUGGUAAAGAGGAAACUCGGAUUUUUUUCAAGUUUUUUUUUUCGGUUCUUAUGCUCCAUUUUCCUGUAAAUUUUGAUAAGUGGAAACUUUUCAAAGUUGGAUGAAUUUCAAAAAAGGAGCCGAAACGCAUCGCAGCCGCGUUGCGAGUGAACGGCAAAUGCCGCAACCUUCAAGUCAAUGAAAAUGAAUGGAAUUUAUGAACUUUUUCCAGGCGAUCCUCACCCGCGGCGGCGCUCACUUGAAGACCCUGGAUUUGUCAGGAAUUAUCCAUAUUUUGGGCGAUAAGGCCCUGGAUAUCAUCGCCACGUGUUGUCCUAACCUCGUCGAGGUUUGUUGUUAUUACAAAAAAAAAACACUAGAAAUCGAAAAAAAAUGCAUUUUCCGAAAGAAGCUAUGACUUUCGAGGUCCUUUUCAAGUGCGAAUCGUUAAAGUUUUUUUCUUAGCUUUUUUUAAUAUAAUUUUGUGGAAUCUCAGCCCUUAUGUUAAUUUCGAAAUGUAUAAAGUGUUCAAAAAAUUUCAACUGUGUUUUUUUUUUUAAUUACAGCAUUUUUGACAGGCCAGAAAUUAAUGCCGUGUUCAAAGUUAUUUCCGCGAAAUGCAAAAUUAUCUCUGACUCUCCAGAAUUUAGUUAUCUUUCUCGUUCUCUGUUGGCUAUUUUGGAUUUCGCGGAAUCACUUUGAACACGGCAUAAAAAAAUUAGAACUCUUUGAACGCGAUGAAAUAAUUAUAAUUUGAAAAAUGAAAAUUUCGCGAAAUGAGAAGUUCUACCGAAUGCGUCGCUGUGUUUGCGGAGCUUGAGAUAACCGUGAAUGGAUAAAAUCCUUUUUAGGGCUCCAACUUUUUUUUCUGAAAUAAUGUCAAUUUUAUCAUGAAUGACUUUGAACACGGCAUAUAGUCUGUUCAGUUUUUGAAUGUCAAGCAGCUAACUCCACCCCCAAGGCUACAAUAUCUUUUGCGUCAAUGUUUUAUUUACAGAUGAUAAUGCUUCUUUAAUAUGGCUGCAUUUUUUGACUUUUUCAGUCCCGCGCGAAAAAACAUCGACGCGAAAAGGUACCGUCUCAGCAGGGGCGGAGUUAACUACUUGACAUUCAAAAUCUGAACAGACUAUAAACUUGAAACGACUUCAUGUUCAACAAGCACUUUCAAAUGAGCCUCCGGCGGGGGUUAGAGGACGUAUCAUGCGUAAAUCGACAAUAGAUUUAUCAUUGGUGCGCAUUUUUUCACAUCUCUUUCAUUCAUUUUUAUUUCUUCCAUCUUCUCGGACAUUAAUGACGCAAACCGGACGUGCUCCGGACACCUCUCAUCAAUUCAAGGGACCGCUUAAGAAUGCUGAAGCUACUAAAGGGGCCACUAGAAAUGCCCGGGCACGUCCCUUUCGCGAUGUCCGAUUUUUUUUUCCUUUUUGAGAUUUUUUUUGUGCCCAUUUCGAAGUGAUUCCGCGAAAUUCAAAAUAACGACAGCGGGAAUUUCUCUCAUUUCUGUUCUCCUUUGCAAUUCAACACAGAACAAAAAAAAACCCUCAGCUGCUUUUAAGAGCAUUGGGCUGGUACCUGGUAUUUCUUGGCCGGCCUCGCAGUUGAUAGAACUCGGGUCGUCAUGGAUAUCGGCUUCAACUGGACACGCGUUCUCUCAGAAUGUGGAGCUACUGUUGGUUCAAAGAUUUCAAGUAGAUUCUUUUGACUCCAUACUUGUACCACAGCUACUUGCGAGUACUCUGAUUAAACGAGACAUAGUUCCGUGAGGCUCCGCCCACUUUCAGGCUUACGGUGAAAAAUUACAGUAAAAAACCAACUUUUUUCCCAGUGUAAGAAAUCAGCUAAAAAGCGUCGCAAAAGCAAGAUGAGACCUUUUAAGGACUUUUUUGCGUUAAAACCUUUCCGAUCUGAAUUUUUCUUCCUAUGGUAAAAAAUCAAAGUUUGUCGAAAAUAUGAGUUUUGCAUUCACCUCCGAUUUUCAGUGGUUAGGACCCCCGAAGCCCUAGCUGACUUUUAUUCAAUCGAAGCGCCUGACCCUUUUACAUAUGUUGGACAUAGUCCGACAACCACAGACCGGGGUCAAUAGUAUGUCACCAACUCGCUGAACGAUUUCAACUUGAGUUUCGCGAAAACUUUGAAAAAUCUUUUUUUUCGGUUCUUCCCGGAAUUAGAACAAAUUAGUUGUAGGACACAUGAACAUCAAAUCUUUACAGAUUUAAGACAAAGGGAAACUAGAAAAGGCGUUUUCAAUUGAAUUCUUUGAAGCUUGUUUAGAAUAUCGACCCUUACGAUUUACUGGUUCGUCGCAGUUUUUUGCUCUUAUUUCAAGAUUGAGCCUCGAAGGCUCGUAGGUUUUCGUGUUUUUCUUAAACAAGAUACAGUUUAAAGAUACCUGAAAAAGUUUUCAGAGAGUUACUCCGGGGUCGCUAGUACUCCAUCAACAGAUGAAGUUGGCGGCCAAAAAGGCGAAAAUUUUAAAAAAUUGUUUCACUGUCAAAUUCUAUUUCUAUCUUUUCGGAAAACUUUUCAAACAUACAUAAGCUAUAUUUCGAAGAUUCACCUGCCGCUAAAAUCUAGGAAAAACUCUAUCGAAGCAAUAUUCUAUUUGUUUUUCUAAACAAAACGUUUUUCCUUUUGUUUGGAUUGGGUUUUUCCUAAAUUUUUCCUAGAUUUUAGUGGCCGGUAAAUCUUCAAAAUAUAGCUUAUGUAUGUUUGAAAAGUUUUCCGAGAAGAUAGAAACAGAAUGACAGUGAAACAAUGUUUUAAAAUUUUCGCCUUUUUGGCCGCCAACUUCAUCCGUUGAUGGAGUACUAGUGACCCCGGAGUAACUCUCUGAAAAUCUUUUCAGGUAAUUUCAAACUGUAUGUUGUUUAAGAAAAGCACGAAAACCUACCAGCCUUAAAGAGUCAAUCUUGAAACGAAAGCAAAAAAACUGCGAUGAACCAGUAAAUCGUAAGGGUCGAUAUUCAAAAAAAGCUUCAAAGAAAUCAAAUGAAGACGCUUUUUUUUCCUUCCGUUUAAAAUCUGUGAAGUUUUGACAUCCAUCUGUCCUACAAAUAAUCUGUUCUAUUUCCGGGGAGAACCGAAAAAAAAAAAUUUUUUUGAAGUUUUCACGAAACUCAAGUUGAAGUCGUUCGGCGAGUUGGUGACAUACUACUGACCCCGGUCUGUGGUUGUCGGACUAUGUCCAACAUAUGUAAAAGGGUCAGGCGCUUCGAUUAAAUAAAAGUCAGCUAGGGCUUCGGGGGUCCUAACCACUGAAAAUCGGAGGUGAAUGCAAAACUCAUAUUUUCGACAAACUUUGAUUUUUUACCAUAGGAAGAAAAAUUCAGAUCGGAAAGGUUUUAACGCAAAAAAGUCCUUAAAAGGUCUCAUCUUGCUUUUGCGACGCUUUUUAGCUGAUUUCUUACACUGGGAAAAAAGUUGGUUUUUUACUGUAAUUUUUCACCGUAAGCCUGAAAGUGGGCGGAGCCUCACGGAACUAUGUCUCGUUUAAUCAGAGUACUUGCAAAUAGCUGUGGUACAAGUAUGGAGUCAAAAGAAUCUACUUGAAAUCUUUGAACCAACGGUAGUUCCACUUUCUGAGAGAACGCGUGUCCAGUUGAACUCGAUAGAAGUCGAUAUCUUCCAAUGCAUUUUUUCGUUCCCAUUCUCCAGACGUUCUAUCUAAAUGCAAGAUAAUUAGAAAAGGAUUCUCUAUAUAUCAAACUGCUUUAUUUGAAGUUUCCGUCGAUCCUCCAUGAAUUGAUCACAACAAUAUCGUUGAAAGAUUCCUGCAAAGUUUUCAAAAUUGAAAAAAAGAAAGUCAAUUGUAUUAUUUUAAUCGUAAUGUUUUGACUGAUUAGUUAUGGAAAGUCGUAAGUAAGUUAGGGAAGUCUUAUCCAGUCAGGAGAACUAACUAGGCGGUGCGCUAGAGCUCCGCUCGGCCUUGUCAAAACUAAGAUUCCUAGGCGCCGAAGGCCGUGACGGCAUUUUCCGUGGGGUUCCCAUCAUCGCUUUGUCAGCAUCGCGCUGCCAACAGUUUAUGCUUCAGCCACAGCAAUGGGCUUCGGCGUGACUUUGCGUAUCCGAUUUGCAAAGCAAAAAGGAUCGGCACUCCGGGAGUCCCACGGGCCUACUCUACUAGCGCUUACGACUAAGAGAACUAUUUUGAGAUUUAGAAUUUUUUUGGAAGCCUUAAACUCAUCUUGACGUAGAGUUUAGGAGCAAGACGGCGUCGUGACAGAAGUAGAAAUGAGAUUUGCACCCAAGUCAAAAAAGAAGAAAUGACACGUUGACACGUGGUUUUUGUAAGCGUUCAAUUUUUAUAAACUGACGCCUUCCCGAAAGGUUCACGUUUUAUUUUUUGCAGAGGAUGAAAUUUUUAUUUUUUAAUGUCUUGUCAAGUUACGUGAGGCAAGCUGUAAAAAUACCGGAGGCUCUUUCAAAAUAAAAGAAAUGAAAUUGAUGAUUCGCUCUUUUUUUUUGCUUAAUUUCUUACAAGUUUCCUCACUCAUGAAAAUAAAUAAUUCUAUGACUAUAAUACAAAAAACGUUUUCAUGUUCAGCUCGACAUCUCCGGCCUCCACGCCCACGGUGAAGCCCUCCAGGAACUCGGCGAUAAUCUCAGAAGUCUGCGCCAACUUUCCUACAGAGGCAUGGAGGUCACUGGGGACAAGGUUAGAACAUCAACAAUAUUUUCCCGUUUUUUGUGUCUUUUUUUGGUUGGGUCAUGCGAAGUAGAAAUCAAUAUUUCAUCUUCAAAGGUCCAAAAAAACUACGCUUUUUGUUUUAAUUUUUAAACUACGGCGUUUUUUUCUCAAUGAACCGCUCGAACCAACUUCCGUUCAGCUUUAAAGCAAAGGGGGUUCCAUCAAUUUUUCCCGAAAAAAGCCCGUUUCUCAAAUAUGAAAGAUUCGAAAGCUUCAGAAAGAGUUGAUGAUUUAUGAAUUUAGCCUUUUCAUAAGAUGAUAUCUUUAAAUCCAUUUUCAUCGGAUAUCCUUCUGGUUCAUGUUGAAGUCUCUUUGUUAGUGCAUAGCAUAAACUCGAUUUUUGCUUAUUUCAAGACUUUUGGUUUUUUCAAAGUCUUUUUCGAAGUUAUUCUACUAGUCCAUCUAACUAGUAAGAAGAUCAAAAUUUCAUUUUUCCAGGCCUUUUAGCCAUUUUUGAAAUCACUUUCGAAGUCUAUCUGUUAUUGAAUUUUAAGAAGUCGGAUUUUCAGGCCUCCUAGUUCUUGUUGGUGCCUUUUUCGAAUUCUCUCUGUUAGUGCAUCGAAUAAAAUCGAGUAUUCGCCCAUUUCAGGCCUUCUGGUUCUUGUUGAAGUCGUGCGGGUCCUCCCUGAAGUUUGUCGACCUCAGAGGAGCCAAGCGGUUACACGGCCGAGCAUUCCGAUUGUUUGGCUCCCAACUCGAGCAGAUCUACCUCGACGGCUGCACCAAGGUCGAUCCCCUGGCCUUUGAGGAUCUCUGCACGACGGCCGCCGGCCUCAAGGAGCUCCGAAUCAACGAGUGCUACAGGAUCACCGAUGAGAACUUGAGGUUUGCCGUAGGAGAAAAUUUUCUUUCAACAUUUUUCUACUAUUUUUUGACAUGAUCCCCUCUAGGGACCACUUUACCUCCUCCUAUGUGGACCACUGAAGCUUGCAAGCGUUUUAAAAAAAUGAAAAUAAGAUGAAUCGAUCACGUUCUAUCUAUUACUUCUUUUUAGUUUUAAAAUCUGAACCGAAAUUAAAAGACCCCUUCAGAGCCUCUUUAAUUUUACGCCUCUAGGAGGCACUCUUUCGUCCUCUAUUGUGGCUGUUUUUACCCUAAUCCCUCGAGGGACCACUCUGACAUUCCUGAGAACUAUCUUGAAGUUGCGAAGACAAGCCUUUUUGCGAACUAGAAGUCUGGACGGGUAGUUGAUCAAGUUGAAAGCAUGGUCUCACUGUCCUUCGCUUACUUACUUUGUGCGUAGUUCCUCCAUUUGCGCCUUGACGACCUCAAAAUGUAGUGCUCCGUAGACCGUCCUCCAAGUCAAAAUGAGAGCUACCACUUAAGACUUUACACGAAAUUUGGAAGAAAAUGGCGGGAUUUCAGUAUGAUCUCGCGAAGAAUGAGCGACCUGACGGUUCUGACCCUCUGCGGAGACAGUUUCAACUCUCUGACUGCCGCCGGCCUUGUCCACAUUACUCAUAUGACGAGCAUCGUCGAGUUGGCGUAAGUUGAAGUUUCGAAAAGUGUGGAUCCAAAAAUCUUAAAAAAGAGAGAAAAAUUUUUCUCACUUCUGAUCUUUCAGCAGAAAAUUUUGUAUUCUUUCGCAAAAGUUUCCCGUUUUUUUCAUAAUUUCUUCUUUUUUGUUUCUUCAUUAUGGUACUUAAGGAUUUGUAAAAGAACUUUCAAGACGUGAGUUUUAUGAAAAAAAUAUUCUAGCGAUAUGGAAAAAUUGAAAAAGUUGCCGUUGAAAAUUCGCCAACUUUUUAUUCAUACCACCCGAAUUUUGAACUAUCCACCUUCAGUUUGGACUACAACACCCUGGUCAACGACGAACUCCUGAAACGGAUAUCCACGGGCCUUCCGAACCUGUCGUCCCUGAGCUUGGCCAACUCUGGAGAUGAUCUUUCGGUCACACCGGAUGGCAUCGCUUCCUUGGCCAAGUUGUCAGAACUCACGCAGGUUUGAUAAUGAAAAAAAUUGACCAGCUGUGAAAAAACUUAGUUCCUACUUAAGAAGCCCUUCAGGAACUAAAAAAAAAAUCUAUUGAAGCCACUAUUUUUCGAUUCAGUGACCACUGUAGCAGUUUUUUAAUCCAGUAAUCUUCUUCCAGUGUUAUAGUUUGUUCAGAUUCCCACUCCCCCGCCCCAUGAAGAUACAGUAAAUUUUUUUAUUGAUGCGGGAAGAUGAUUUUUUAUUAACGCUAUAUUUUUCGAUUUUUUUUUAAAUCAAACAGUUUGGAAAAAAUCUGAAUGGACUAUAAUGCGAUUAAAAAAACGGAUUUUUCGAAAAGUUUUUUUUUACUGAGUGUUUUUUCAAGUGCUCUGCAUUUUUAUCACGACAGAUUCGAGGUGUUCAUAAUCUCAAAUUAAUUAUUUUUGUAUUUCUGAGCUGUUGAUUUUUCAUAAUCUUCAUAUUACAAAAAGUUCACGCCUUUUUUCUCAAAUUACAAAAAAAAUCAAGGUCUCCCUCAUUUUCUCAUGAUAUCUCAACAAUCUCAUAUCGUUUUUUGACUUUAAUCAAAUAAAAAAAAUUUCCGUUCCAUCAAGUUUUUGUUUUCCAGCUGGACCUCUCUUCCCUGGCGGCGGUAAAGACGGUUUCCCUUGUCAAAAUCGCGACGGAAUGCAAAAAAUUGGAACUUUUGCAGGUGAAACUUCAAAAAGAACUUUUUGAAUGUCUGAAUCUUGAUUUUCAGCUGAGAAACUGUACAUAUCUCAACGACGAGGGCGUUUCCGGCAUUUCGAAAAACAAAAAUCUGCGUCACGUCGACCUGAGUGGAUCGAUUUUGGUUUGAAAAAUAGUAUUUCAGUAAGAAAAAUGUAUUUUUUUUUAGAUCUCGAAUAACAGCGUCCAAGAGUUCAUCAAGGCGUUUCCUAUCGAGGCGAAGGUUUGAUCGGAUUUUGUCGUAAUUUAGUUCAAAAACAAAGAAAAAAAUUAUAAAAGGAAAAAGUUCAAACCUGCAUGUGUAGCAUGUAGCAUUUCACGCAAUCAACUUUUGUCAGUUCUAAAAUCUGUAAUUUUUCCAUAUUUUCAACCAAACUUCCCAUUCUUUUUCAAGUACUCAGUACUGAAAAAACUUGGAAACUAGUUGAUUUUUCGAGUUCUUGAUUGAGUUCACCGUUUCUGAGAUUUUAUUAAUGAUGUAAAAAUUGAGAUCAAUUUAUUCAGGGAACUGGUGUUGUGGUGUCAUCUUUACUAGUUAUAAUCUACAGUUUCCAAUAAUUUAAAAAAAUUGUUUAGAUUUUUAAAGAUUUUUUUCACAGCUCGAAAUCGAUUCGAAAAAAACUUUUUUUCCCUUUUUUUGAUUUCAUGAUUUCUUUUUUUACAAAUUUUUCAAAAAUUGAAGGCACCGUUAGAUAUUCAGGAUUUUUCUGUUAACUUUAGAAAAAAAUAUAUGUCCGCUGGAGAUAGUUUUGACUGGUUGAGGAUUUUUUGACCAGUGAGAAUUUAUUGAAAAGCAAUGGAACUUCCAAUAAACGCUACUAAAGACUAUACCUAGCCCGGCGCGAGAGAAAAGCGAGGUCGGUCGCGGUACAUUUAUGAUAUCGUAAAAAUUUUGCUCUGUCCACGCGCAGGUCUCGCGUUUCUCACGCACAAAAAAGUUUGAAAGCUCCCAAAACGGGAGAGGACAGAGCGAUAUGUUAGCGAUGUCGUCAAUGUACACCCAGCGGUCUAGCCUUAAGAUUGGCAGUUAUUCUUCACAAAAUAUAACGGCCGAGUCUGGAGAAAAUGUGAGACGGUCGCUGUACAUUGACUAUAUCGCAAAAAUUUCGCUCUGUCCUCGCGCGGGUCUCGCGUUUUUAGGCGACACUCCGCAUUUCUUUAGCUUUUCUCACGCACAAAAAGGGUUUGAAACUUUCCAAAACUCGAGCGGACAGCGACAUUUUAACGAUGUCGUCAAUGUACCGCCAGCGAUCUGGCCUUAAUCUCGGCAGUUGUUCUUCACUAAAGAUAACGGCCGAGUCUGGCGCUAGAGAAAAGGGAGACGGUCGCAGAACAUCGACGAUAUCGCAAAAAUGUCGCUCUGUCCUAACGUGAGACUCGUUUCUCACGCAGAUGCGAGACCCGCGCGAGGACAGAGCGAUAUGUUAGAGAUGUAGUCAAAGUACCGUCAGCGAUCUAGCUUUAAUCUCGACAGUUAUUCCUAGUGACAUUCCUGCUGGUUUUCAGAAGCCGGCAGUGACUCUGGUCGUCGGCGGAACUGCCGCGGACGCCUCGAAAUUGUCGGUGAGAGGAAGUCGAGUCAUUGUCGACUUUUCCGACUACUCGACGAUCGUUUCGAUCCCUCCAGGCGGUAGCUCGUCGACCUUCCGAAUUGGUAAAUUUUUUUUUUCUUUGAUCGAUCAGAGCGCUAUUAGAUUCGCUCUUAGUUCAAAUCACGGCGUUUUUGUUAGUGAAAAAAAAAAACAAUGUGAAACCGAAACCACAGUGGGCGGAAUCAAAACUUCCGCAGUUCCCACGUGACGUCAUAGGAACAGCAGAGAUUUCGACUCUAGGAGCGUAAAUAACAAGGCAUAUUAAAGGCGCAGAUGGCCGUUGUGCCAGAAGUCUUUGAAACGAAUCGAAACCUUACAUAGACGAAACUUUCUGCAAGAAAGCGACGCAGUGCAUGCACACGACACUUUACGGAGAAAAAGUGGAAACGCCGUGAAAUGAAUUUAAUAUAGCCGAUUCACGGCUAACUUGGAACGCUGAAGGGGCGUGGCGCGCCUGCGCUCUCCACCAACCAGGAUCUAUCUCUUUUAUUAUCGUUUCAAGACCCUUUUUUCGAUGGCUAAAGUCAGAUGUGAAUCAGCUAUAAUCUUCGAUUUUAUCUUACAUUUUGAUCAUGUGCCUUCAAAUCCAAUUUUUCAGGCUCCUGCUCCGACACUGAGGACGCCAGUUCGGACGACGAUUUCGAGGCCCUCACUGCACAACGUAAAUUUUUAUAUUUUUUCCUAGAUCCUGUGAAAAAUAUCAAUUCCAGGCUCUUUCUACAUUGAUGCGGUGUGCGGCGAGGACGACUCGCCCGUGACCGACCAGAAGGAUUUGCUUGAGUGGGCGGAGCGAGAGGCUCGGAACUUGGGUCUCAUCAAAGACUGA